AUGCAGCUCAGAGUAGUAGCAGCCCGCUACCCAGUGACUGAGCUUCCCAGCGAGUUAUACCAUGCACAAAAUCUCUGCCCGAGCUCCAUCAUCAUCCUGGUCUUAUGCAGCUUUGAGUGCGGCCAUGACGCCCCAAAUGCCGCCCACGUCCGCGCCCGACUGCUCAAGCUGCCCGUGCCCGUGCCCGUGACUGCCUCCAGCACCAUCAGCACGAAGGCGACAUCUGCACCUGGUACCAUCGAAGACAUUCGCUCUAAUGCAUCAGGUGCUGAGCGCUCGGUCAGUGUCUCUCGUAUAGUCAUCGAGAAGGGCAUAUCAAGCUACCAUGGGCGCACCAGCACCUUGUUUGACGAGAAUGCCCACCACGACCGUCCUACUCGGCCAGAGAUCCCUGAGCAGUGGAUCGAGAACGGUCUCGUUGCUGAAGCCACACGCUAAUAUCAGCUAGAAGACUACUAUUAUCGAAGGGGAGCUCUAGACUUUGAUGGCGUUGACCCGGACCUGGGCAUGCACCUGUUGAACUUGCACUGGAACCGUCAGCACCACUCAUUCUUGAUCAUUUACAG
This is a messenger RNA of Boeremia exigua, 566 nucleotides long. RefSeq lists its product as uncharacterized. Bases 1 to 438 code for a protein of 145 amino acids. NCBI's taxonomy places the organism in Eukaryota, Fungi, Ascomycota, Dothideomycetes, Pleosporales, Didymellaceae. The transcript has 2 exons. The record is from RefSeq and is a predicted model, not a curated record.